AUGUCUGCAAGUCAAGAAGAUUUAAUUGAGGACAAUGAAAAAGUACUCGACGAUGGAUCUGAAGUAUCAGCGGAGGAAGGAAUCGGGAACCAAGCACAUGUGAACGAGGUACCUGAGACUCCCGAGAGUCAACUAGAUGAGAGCCAAGUGACUAUGACGCAAGAGUCCAGGAACCCAGCGUCUGCAGCGACAAAAUUCAAGCAUCCUGUACCAAUAAAAAAGGCAAAAAAAAUAAACAACAUAUUGUUUUCUGCUGAUAGAGGAGAGUUUGACUGGGAAAGAGGUUAUCUAACCGACUCCAACUCCAGUCAAGCGUCUACACCAGCUUCAACGCCAAAUCAGAACGUUGCGAAUUCUGAAAAGUCGCAACAUUCUGAUGAUUUUAGUGACCUUGUAAGAUUUAAUAAUCUGUAA
Molecule: messenger RNA, 414 nt
Organism: Pieris macdunnoughi
Lineage: Eukaryota; Metazoa; Arthropoda; Insecta; Lepidoptera; Pieridae
Source: the annotation of a GenBank genome assembly